Messenger RNA from Mauremys mutica (yellowpond turtle), 1779 nucleotides. It is a transcript of the gene ORC4, whose product is annotated as origin recognition complex subunit 4. Gene Ontology annotation, cellular component: nuclear origin of replication recognition complex; nucleus. The transcript is spliced from 15 exons. The record is from RefSeq and is a predicted model, not a curated record. Gene Ontology annotation, molecular function: ATP binding; DNA replication origin binding; ATP hydrolysis activity. Gene Ontology annotation, biological process: DNA replication; DNA replication initiation. Bases 299 to 1609 code for a protein of 436 amino acids. NCBI's taxonomy places the organism in Eukaryota, Metazoa, Chordata, Testudines, Geoemydidae.
UAUAUAGACAGACACUGGUGGUGGGAGAACCUUGUAUAAAUAGACACGGGUGUUUCACAGCCCUGAAGCCUCUCUGAGCCUUAUUGAGGGCAGCAAACAGGCCCCAGGAAGAGGGGCAGGAGGUGGAGCCCUGAUACAGUACACAAGCUCUCCUAGUGUGGACCUAGCUUUAGCUACAGUGGAGGAAUGGAAGGUUAGAGAGACAAUAGUAGCUGGAGAGGUUAUCAGAGUCAAGAGAGCUUCUGAAGAACUGGGUGGACUAUUGCAUUUUUCAAGGAGUUUGAUGUGAAUUACUGCAAUGAGUAAACGUAAGUCAAAGGAGACGAGCUCUGUAAAUGGAGAAUGCAUCUCACAGGUACAAAGAAUUUUACGUGAAAGAUUUUGUCAUCAGUGCCCUAAUGGAAAACUGUUUGGGGUUCAACUUCAGUACAAACAUCUACUGGAGCUGCUGAAACGAACUACUGUCCAUGGAGAAAGUAACUCUGCACUCAUUAUUGGACCCCGGGGAUCAGGAAAGACUAUGUUAUUAAAUCAUGUCUUAAAAGAGCUCAUGGAAGUAAAGCAAGUGAGAGAGAACCUCUUGCAAGUUCAUCUGAAUGGACUUUUACAGACAAAUGAUAAAAUAGCUCUCAAGGAGAUCACGAGACAACUACAAAUGGAAAAUGUGGUUGGAGACAAAGUUUUUGGCAGUUUUGCUGAAAACCUUGCAUUUCUUCUUGAAGCUUUAAAGAAAGGUGACCGAGAUAGCAGUUGUCCAGUGCUAUUUAUACUGGAUGAAUUUGAUCUCUUUGUUCAUCACAAGAAUCAGACAUUACUGUAUAACCUUUUUGAUAUAUCCCAGUCAGCACAGACUCCAGUAACAGUUAUUGGACUUACAUGCAGACAAGAUAUUCUGGAACUCCUGGAAAAGAGAGUGAAGUCAAGGUUCUCCCACCGACAGAUAUAUUUGAUGAAUUCAUUUGAUUUUAAACAAUAUCUUAGAAUAUUUAAAGAACAGUUGUAUCUACCUGCAGAGUUUCCAUACAAGCCUUUCAUACAGAAAUGGAAUAAGAAUGUUCAGUCUCUUUCAGAAGACAGAACAGUGCAAGAGAUGCUACAAAAUCAUUUCCACUACAGCAAAGACCUGCGAUCACUUCACAUGUUACUGAUGCUUGCUUUAAGCAGCAUAACAGUAUCUCACCCAUUUAUGACUGGAUCAGAUCUUCUUGAAGCAAGCAAAUUGUGCAGAAUGGACUCAAAAGCAAACAUUGUACAUGGUUUGUCUGUGCUGGAAAUCUGCCUAAUUAUAGCUAUGAAACAUUUAAAUGAUGUUUAUGAAGGAGAACCAUUUAAUUUUCAAAUGGUCUAUAAUGAAUUUCAGAAGUUCAUACAACGGAAAGCACAUUCAAUGUACAACUUUGAGAAACCUGUUGUUAUGAAGGCUUUUGAACACUUGCUACAACUAGAGUUAAUAAAACCAAUAGAAGGACUGCCUGUGCGUGCUCAGAGAGAAUAUGUACUAAUGAAGCUACUUUUGGACAAUAAUCAAAUAAUGGAUGCUUUGCAGGUAUACCCAAACUGCCCAACAGAUGUGAAACAGUGGGCAACAUCCUCAUUGAGUUGGUUGUGAACUUUCUGAAGCUUAUAAAACCACAUUAAGUUGAAAUAUAAUAAAUUGGUUGUACUUCACAUAAUUUCAGUGGAAUACUGAAUCAUUCACUUGAAGUUAAAGCAUGUUUUUUAAAUAUGAUGUACUUUUCUGAAGUGUUCCAUGAUAUUGAAAAUAAACAAUGAAUGUUA